UAAUGAAUGAAAUAUUUGAGUGGUAAUUAUUUUUCUCUUUCUUUUUUUACUACAUGUACAUGUAUAUGCACGUUUUUAUAUGGACAAUAUUGUAUACCAAAAAAAUAUUUAAAAUGACAGCUCUACAGAAAAGCAGAAUAGAUGAUUAUCAUACAUAUUUGUCUCCAACAUUUGUUACACAUACCGAAAGAGCACCGGUUUAUAUUCUGUCUAAAACUUUUGAAUGUAUUUCGCGCAUUAGUCAUUUCCCAUGAGAAUCUUAUGUCUGGCAGGCUAAUCAUGGGGUCGUGGCCUCCUGACGAUGUACAGGAUCAAUCCCGAUCUCCACAUAAGACACUCGGUACCAUACGCCGAGACGGCACGGAGAGGUGGUGCCCCGAAGACGCAGAACUAUACUCCGGAGUUUCGGGGUGAAACGCGUGCGCGGGUGGUUUUAAUCGGGGGCGGGGGUGCGGUCACGGGGACAGUAUCGUCGCUCUUCAGUUGGGUUUGGUACGCGUCUCGCGUCUGGCCACUGCGCGCCUCUUCGCAGAAAGCGCCUUAGUUCUCUGUUUCCUACAUCCCCGUCUGCCUCGAUUCUUAUCUCGUGAGUCGCGCGCAAAAUACGCGACGUUAGAGAACUCUCUUCCGCACAUUUUUUCCAAGGACUUCGCUGAAAUUUUUCGCUUAUCGAUCACUUCGCCGGAGCGACGAUUACGGAUGCCACAUACGUGUUCGCGAGCCGAGGAGUGUUUAUUGGUUAUUCUUUCUUGACAUGGGUUUGGCGGACUGUCACAUGACGAAGGGUUCAUCAGAUCGCGAUGAGACGACAUUACAACAACAGAAAUGCGCGUGCAUGCGAUUGCGUCGCGUCGUUGCGACGCUGAAGAAUUCGCCGGUGUUUUGAAUGGAAGCGCGGUGUCAAGAUAGCAUAAAGAAGCGGCAUACGAUCGAAUUAAUCGUGGGCAGAACGCCGUCUCGUGAUAAAAACGGUCGUCGCUUCGAGCAACAAAUUCUACGCCAUGAAGACUGCUUGGAUCCUUUCGUUGGUGGUUUCACCGUUGUUGGUGCUAGGUAGUCCGCCCGGCACUAUUAGAGAGGGAGGCAUCAAAAUCGGGACUGGCAGGGGUACGGUUCCCAAGGGCACAAGUGUGGGCAGAGGCAAUUCAGCGGUUCGUAUCGGUGAGGGAGGUAGAUUAUCGAAUUCGACGAGGCAGCGAUCAUUUCCGACAACCACGACCACCACGAUCACCCCUACACGUUUCACACCGCAGUCUUCUGUGAAUAAUUCGGGAAAUAAUUAUAACAUCACUGAUCUCAAGGUGGGCAUGUUGGUGCCGUACAAAUCUUUUGGCGUGAGAGAGUAUACCAGAGCAGUCACCACUGCUAUUAACACGCUGCAGAGAAGCACGAGGGGUCCAAAGCUGGGGCUUUUCCAGCGAUAUGAUCUUCAUGUCAAGAUAGCGAUGAAGGAACUCACACCUAGCCCCACCGUUUUCGGAAUCGUGCCAGACUCAAGAAGUGAACGGAAAGUCUCAAAUCGAUUUGAGCCCAUUUCGUUGGAGACAUUGGGAGGCUUUUAUGGGGACUUGGCCUUUAUCAGACAAAAUCUGAACGUUGGGACUAUACCGACUAUACCCUCCUUUUACUAGUGCCCGUUUCUUCGUGCCCGUAGAGUGGAAAUCAGCACUUUAGUCCUGCAAUAAAGAGAAUCUCUGCCGUCAAACGAAUGCAAAACAGAAAUGUAAAACGGCUUGAAUUUAUAUCUUAUCACGAUUUAUGUAAUUAUUUCUUCGCAAAGCUUAUACAUCAAAUAAAAAUCGUAAUUUAUAACUCCAACGUGACUAUAGAAUAAAUUUCUAUUUUACACGAUCUCCUUACUGCAUCACAGUGCCUAUUACUGUGCAUGCAGAGUAACGUAGAAAAUGCCGAGUAAUGCGAGAUAAUUAGGAAGCGAAAGCCAAACGUGUAAAGGAAGCGGAUUAUGAUCCAAGAUUGGUCCAUGAAAAUAUAAUCUUGGAAUUAGUUUAAAAUGCACGU
This is a messenger RNA of Wasmannia auropunctata (little fire ant), 2019 nucleotides long. RefSeq lists its product as uncharacterized. Lineage: Eukaryota; Metazoa; Arthropoda; Insecta; Hymenoptera; Formicidae. The coding region runs from base 1002 to 1631 and encodes 209 amino acids. The transcript is spliced from 4 exons. The record is from RefSeq and is a predicted model, not a curated record.